Molecule: messenger RNA, 1177 nt
Organism: Spea bombifrons (plains spadefoot toad)
Lineage: Eukaryota; Metazoa; Chordata; Amphibia; Anura; Pelobatidae
Gene: EIF3I
Product: eukaryotic translation initiation factor 3 subunit I
Exons: 11
Coding region: 62-1039 (325 amino acids)
Biological process (GO): cytoplasmic translational initiation
Cellular component (GO): eukaryotic translation initiation factor 3 complex, eIF3m; cytoplasm
Molecular function (GO): RNA binding; protein binding; translation initiation factor activity
Source: RefSeq, a predicted model, not a curated record
AUCAUUCCAACUUCCGGGCCCUUUCAACACGCGCUUGUUCCUGCCCGGUGUAUAGAGCACCAUGAGACCCAUCUUGCUUCAAGGACAUGAGCGAUCCAUCACUCAGAUAAAGUACAACCGUGAUGGGGAUUUACUCUUCACAGUCGCCAAAGAUCCAGUGGUGAACGCUUUUUACUCUGUGAAUGGGGAACGCCUGGGCACGUAUAAUGGACACACAGGAGCGGUGUGGUGUGUGGACGUAGAUUGGGACACACGUCAUGUACUGUCCGGAUCUGCAGAUAAUUCAUGCAGACUGUGGGAUUGUGAGACAGGGAAACAACUGGCUUUGCUGGAGACUAACUCAGCUGUCAGGACCUGUGGCUUUGACUUUGGGGGCAACAUUAUCAUGUUCUCCACAGACAAGCAGAUGGGUUAUCAGUGUUUUGUGAGCUUCAUUGAUCUGAGGGACCCCUCUCAAAUUGAAGAUAAUGAGCCAUACAUGAAGAUUCCUUGCAAUGAGUCUAAAAUAACCAGUGCUAUCUGGGGACCACUGGGGGAGACCAUUAUUGCUGGACAUGAAAAUGGGGAACUGAACCAGUACAGUGCCAAGUCUGGUGAGAUUGUCAACAGUAUCAAAGAGCACACAAAGCAGAUUAAUGACAUUCAGUCUUCCAGGGACACAACAAUGUUCAUCACUGCAUCCAAAGACUGCACCGCUAAGUUGUUUGACUGCACAUCGCUGGAACAUCAGAAGACAUUCCGUACUGAAAGACCAGUCAACUCUGCAGCCCUGUCGCCUAUCUACGAUCAUGUUGUUUUGGGGGGAGGACAAGAAGCCAUGGAUGUGACAACAACAUCAACUAGGAUUGGAAAAUUUGAAGCUAGGUUCUUCCAUGUGGCUGUUGAAGAGGAAUUUGGUAGAGUAAAGGGUCACUUCGGACCUAUUAACAGCUUGGCCUUCCACCCAGAUGGCAAAAGUUACAGCAGCGGAGGAGAAGAUGGAUAUGUCAGAAUACAUUACUUUGACCAGCAAUACUUUGAUUUUGACUUUGAAUGUUGAGUGGACUCCUGUGCUUGGGGGUAUUAAUUUACAUACUGAAUCAAGGUCACAAACUAGAUGCACAAAGUCUACAGCUCCAAAUUGGAAUAAAAAUAAAAAAUAAAACAUGGCUAUUUAUUAAAGUCGAUAACAUCAAUC